AACUAAAUCCAUUGGAGUCCUUUUGAAAAAGGAGCGUCAGAAUUCCUCCUCCACUCCCAACCCUGGGGUCAAUUGGUUGCUGGGUCAAUUCUGCAGUCCCAUGGCUUUGCUAUUUAGUGUAUUUAGGCCAGUGUGCCAGGGCCAGGUAUGAAACACCAAUAGAAGAGACCGAAUCUGAGCACAAGAAUGAGAAUUAGGGACAGUGGGAAAGCCACAGCAGAGCCUCCAUCAGUGUUUCUGGACCCUCAAUGUGUGGUGGGACUGAGAGACGGAAGGAUUGUUUUAAGUUUUUAGUUAUCCCUAGUGCUGGGAACCUAUGUAACGAGUUUAUGAUUUGAUUUAUAUGUGGGUUAAUUAGCGAGGUGUUUUAAUGAAGAGGGAGAACAGCAGUGAUUUAGGACUUUGGAGCAGAGUCUUUGGGGCUUUUAGCACAAAGAUGGCUAAAAAUAAGGAGAACAAAGGGGAAAAGAAACCAAGUGAACACAGUGAAUGGGACCUUUAGGAGCUGCAGGGGAAAGGCAGAAACUCCUGGCACACAUGAACCUUGCAGACAUGGUAAAUGUGAUGCUCUCCUGCCCUCUCUGCUUUCCUUCCAGGACUUCAGGCUGCUGAGGCUGGGAGCAUUGCUUGGUUCCCAAGGGGAGAACGCAGGUUUGUGAAGGACAGCUCUGUGCUGUGCAAUUACAAGUGAUGCUCUACAGAACCAGCUGACCCAGGAGCUUGCUCAAGUGCAAUUGAACCCUAGGAGUCAGAAAUGCCUUUGCUGCACAUCUCUUUGCCAUUGGCAUGGGCACAGCGUGAUGCUGAGCCUGGCAUCCCCCAGCCCCAGUCUUCACCCUCCUCCUGUAAUCAGAGUUUUACAAAUCAGAAAAUUGCACAUUAAUGCUUCGGUUUUAUUCCUGUUCAUCACCACCCAGCGCUGCUUGCUUAUUAUCUUAACUCCUCAGAACGAUUUCUCCUCCCAUCCCCACUGCUCACUUUAUUCUUGAUGGCUGCUCACGAUGGUAUUGAGCCAGCUGCGCUGUGGUUUGCAGCAGCACAGAUUAACAUUUCCACUUUAAUUGCUGCCUGCCUGGGAAAAUGCAGGCCAAGCUGUCAUUCAAGCAAUGCAAUUGCACCAUGGAAAGUCUUUUCAUUUGCUGGUGCAUCUGUUAAAUGAUUUCAUAUGCUACAGGAGGGGGACAGCAAAGCUGAGACGACUCUGCGUGGGGAAGGGCACCGUGUAAGGUGGGAGCUGAUGGAUAAAUAUAGCUUGGGCUUACAGAAUGCAGUGAUUUAAUUUGGAAGCUGGCAGCUUGGUGUACACACUGCCCAAGAAAUAAGAAUGGCUCCGGCGUGCAGCUUGAGAGCUUCAGGCUUUAAAAUGUCAAAUAAAGCAUUAGCCAAAUGCCAUCAUUUUAGAAAUCUUGCAUCAAAGUUUGCAGGUGACACCAAGCUGGGAGAAAGGGUUGGCCUGUGUGAGGGUAGGAAAGUGCUACAGAAGGUUCUGGAUGGGCUGAUCAAUGGCUGAAGCCAAUGGCCUCUUCUCCCAGGUAACAACAAUAAGAAAGGUGGUGGCCUCAGGUUGUGCUGGGGAGGUUCAGGUUGGGUAUUAGGAAAUGCUUCUCUAAGAGAGUAGUGAUGCAUUGGCACAGCUGCACAGAGCCAUGGGAUGUGGGCAUGGUGGGAUGGGUUGGGGUUGGACUUGGGCAUCUUCGACAUCUUUUCCAACUUUGAUUUUGUGAUUCUAUUCUAUGACCCUUCCCAUCAGGGGAGACAAUGCACUGCCAAAGUCAGCCAACUCUGUCCCUGUGUAACAACCAGUGCAAGCAGGGUGGUGAGCCAAAAGGACUGCGGUGUAAGCUCUUUUGCUGUGCUGAAUUGCUCUUCAUCUCCUAAGACCUAAUGUGAGAAACUCUAGCACCAUAGAUGGGUAAAUAUGGGGCCAAGCAUUUGGGUGCAGCCCUGAGUCACAUUACUUCUCCAAACCUCACUAUAAUUCUCCAUUUCUCUCUGCAAGUGAGAAGCACUGCACCACUGCUGCCUUCCCCACCAGAGAUGGGGCUUUUUAAAACAUUUCCCAGGGCAGUGAACCACGCAGUGGACAGCAAUGCAUUUUUCUUUACUUCUCCAAACUGCAGCACACUGCAGAAAUGAAGGUUUUUCCCUUUGUAGGUGAUCCCAAGUGCUUCCCAGCAUCGAGGGAGCAAGAUCACACAGUGGCUGCAUUUCCCUUAACCUGUCCCAGCAUUUCCCAGCUCCUCCAGCCUCACUUUUGCUCCUUUUGUUAAACAUCAAUCUUCUCUCCUGUUUUCCAUUUUCACAGCCAUGUUGUGGAGGCUGGUACGGAGACCCCCCCUGUAUGGUCUCACGCUGCUGCUUUCCUGCUCCACGCACCUUCUCCUCUAUUUUGUUCCCAUAUUCCUACCCAGGCAGCUGCAGGCUCGAGACAGAGCUGAGGCAGAGGCUCUGCCCCAUCUGCAGCGGGCAAACACGGACUUUGUUCUCCAGCACUGAGCUCCAAACGAUCGCCUGGCGGAAAUCUGCUCCGUUUCUGUUCCAUUUGGGGCUGCCGCUCACCCUCUGCUGCUGCAGGACACAUCACUGCAGGAUCACCCCCAGCUCCGCCAGCACUCUGGGAAUGCCAAGAGAUCCUGCCUGCAACACCAUUAACAAUUUUCCGGAGACCCCCGCAGAACACCCACCGAAUUGAACCUUCCUGCACAGAGCUCCGCUGUCGAUUUCGGCAACAAAGGCGAGCAGCAGGCGCAGCAAAGGGUUAACUCCGGCUCUUCGCGUUUCUGCCUUCCCUCUUUCAGGCUGGGUUCCUGCCAGGAGGAAGCAGUUCAAGUUGAAGGCUGGUGGUGCGUGCAGCAGCAUCGGGCGCAUGUCUGCGCUCCCCAGCAGCCGGAGCUGGGAGGGUCUGGCAGGCAGCGAGCGGCCGCCCCGGGAUGGCACAGGGCUCCGAGUGCCGAAACUCCCUCCUCUAUUACUACAGCAUCAAAUUUGCUUUGUCCACCUAUGCCACUCUCUUCUCGAUCAUCGGCCUCGUGAUCCUGUGCAUUGGGAUUUAUGCCGAAGUGGAGAGGCAGAAGCACAAAACCUUGGAAGGGAUGUUCCUUGCUCCUGCCAUCAUCCUGCUUCUGUUGGGCUUCACCAUGUUCAGCGUCUCCUUCGUCGGCAUGGUGGGGAGCCUCAGGGACAACCGGACGCUUCUGAAGAUAUUCUUUUGGGUCCUUCUGGUGAUCUUCAUCACAGAGCUGCUGCUGAUAUUCAUUGAAAUCAUCUUUGAAAACAAGAUGAAUGCAGUUUUGCACUCUAACAUUCAAGAGGGCAUUCGGCACUAUUAUGACGACCUUGACUUCAAGAACAUCUUGGAUUUUGUCCAAGAAAAGUUUUCUUGCUGUGGUGGUGAUGAAUACCGAGACUGGGAGGUUAAUCUGUACCACUCCUGCAAUGGCAGCGGACCGCUUGCGUGCGGCGUGCCCUACACAUGCUGCAUCAGGAAGGUCCCUGGAGAAGUCAUUAACACCCUGUGUGGAUACAGGACACUCGAUAAAGAGCGCCUGGAGCUGCUCGAUGUCAUCCACGUGCGAGGCUGCAUCCACGCCGUGGGGCUGUGGCUGAAAGACAACUUUGAGUCCACUUUGAGCAUUGUUUGCUCCCUGCUGCUUCCCCAGGUGGUCGGCCUGGUGAUGGCGUGGCUGUAUUGGCAAAAGCUCAAUGAGAUUUACUCCCAGCUGGACACCGUGGACUUCAGGAUGCUGGAGGUGCGCGAUUUCAGCUUCGGGGCUUUGGAUCUGAGCGGUGCAGGCUGGUGCUGGUGCUUGCCCAAGGAAGGAGGAUACAUCCCUGUCAAUCCCAUGGAGGAGGAAGAGGAAGAAGAAGAGGAGGAAGGCGUGUGUGCUGCAGCCAAGAGUGAGGAGCUGGAGGGCUGAAAGCAACGGUGGAAAAAGAAGCUUUCAGUAAAACUCUCAGUGAGGCAGCUGAUGCUGAAUGUGAAAAUGUUGCAAUGUAUUCUCAGGUUCAGGAGAUCCCUUUGGGGAAAACUGCAAAGUAGCAUUGGGAGGCUGUAACAGUGCAAUGCAUUGUGUGGGCACAUGAGCUACCCGGGGCCCUUUUGCUACAUUGCUGACUUGAAGUAUUUGUACAUCUUUUUUAAAAAAAAUUUUUACACAAUAAAUGUGACUGCUGUUCUA
Molecule: messenger RNA, 4178 nt
Organism: Phasianus colchicus (ring-necked pheasant)
Lineage: Eukaryota; Metazoa; Chordata; Aves; Galliformes; Phasianidae
Product: tetraspanin-15-like
Cellular component (GO): plasma membrane
Source: RefSeq, a predicted model, not a curated record